Messenger RNA from Felis catus (domestic cat), 590 nucleotides. RefSeq names its product platelet factor 4-like. Lineage: Eukaryota; Metazoa; Chordata; Mammalia; Carnivora; Felidae. The record is from RefSeq and is a predicted model, not a curated record. Gene Ontology annotation, molecular function: chemokine activity; CXCR chemokine receptor binding. Gene Ontology annotation, cellular component: extracellular region. The transcript is spliced from 3 exons. Gene Ontology annotation, biological process: chemokine-mediated signaling pathway; antimicrobial humoral immune response mediated by antimicrobial peptide; inflammatory response. The coding region runs from base 139 to 453 and encodes 104 amino acids.
AUCCGCCCCAGUUUUCCGGACAGGACAGGACUGACAGUGGGGAUAAAACAGGCCUCGAGAGUCUUGGGAGCCACUGGCCUGCAAAGCCUCGGCCCCAACUGCCCUUGCACUCUCGGCUCCUGCUGGCACCUGCUGGACAUGAGGCUUCGAGUGGGUGCGGGCGCCCCCAGGCCCCUGCCCAGCUCGGGGCUCCUGCUCCUGGGACUGCUGCUCUUGCCAGCUGUGGUCGCCCUCCCCAGAGUGGACCCAGAAGAUGAGCACCUGCGCUGCGUGUGCGUGAAGACCACCUCCGAAGUCCGUCCCAAGCAUAUCCGCAGCCUGGAGGUGAUGGGUGCGACAGUCCACUGCCCCGUUCCCCAGAUGAUAGCUUCUCUGAAGAAUGGUAGGAAAAUAUGCCUGGACCUGAACGCCCCCCUGUAUAAGAAAAUACUCCGGAAGCUUUUGGAGAGCUAGCUACCAGCUGCCUCACUCUGUACAGUUGCAACGCAGCAUGUUUUCUGUUUUAUUCAUUUUCAAGCUAAUGGUGGAAAAAUCUCCCGAUGUUUUUUUUUUUAUUGCCCUCCAAGUUCUAAAUAAAUAAAAUAAAUCGA